Messenger RNA from Salvelinus namaycush (lake trout), 3003 nucleotides. RefSeq names its product phenylalanine--tRNA ligase alpha subunit. Gene Ontology annotation, cellular component: cytoplasm; cytosol; phenylalanine-tRNA ligase complex. The record is from RefSeq and is a predicted model, not a curated record. Gene Ontology annotation, biological process: phenylalanyl-tRNA aminoacylation. NCBI's taxonomy places the organism in Eukaryota, Metazoa, Chordata, Actinopteri, Salmoniformes, Salmonidae. Gene Ontology annotation, molecular function: tRNA binding; ATP binding; phenylalanine-tRNA ligase activity. The coding region runs from base 48 to 1541 and encodes 497 amino acids. The transcript has 13 exons.
AAUACUGAGCUCACUACCGGUCUCUUUUCGGCUUCGCUGUGACAAGCAUGGCUGACACUGGUCUUGUAGAAACGCUUCUUCGGCGGGUGGAAAAGGUGGACGGUGGUCUCGACAGUCAGGAUGUUGCGACCAGUCUUGGUGUGGACCACCAAGCUAUCGUCGGGGCUGUGAAGAGCCUACAGGCACUUGGUGAUGUGAUCUCAGCUGAGCAGCGCUCCUCAAAGCACUGGGAGCUGACUGGGGAAGGCUGUGAGAUAGCUGAGCAGGGCAGCCAUGAGGCCAGAGUCGUCAGCUCCAUCCCAGAGGAAGGGAUGCCUCAGAGUCAGCUCAUGAAACUAGCCUUUGGGAAGGUGGGUUUCAGCAAGGCCAUGUCCAACAAGUGGAUCCGUCUGGACAAGGGCCACGAGGGCGGCCCCAGGAUCUUCAAGACUGUGGAGCGCUUAGAAGACUUGGUGAGGGACAAGUUGCUCCUGGUACAGAAAGGACAGGCGUCUCAACUGGAGGAGAAGGAGAAGAAUGAGCUGAAGAAACGCAAACUGCUCUCUGAAGUGACGGUCAAGUCCUAUUGGAUCACAAAGGGUAGCUGUUUCAGCACCACCAUCACCAAGCAGGAGACAGAGCUCACCCCAGAGAUGAUCGCUAGUGGGAGCUGGAAGGAGAAGAAGUUUAAGCCUUAUAACUUUGAGGCCAUGGGUGUGGCCCCAGACUGUGGCCACCUGCAUCCGCUCAUGAAGGUCCGCACGCAGUUCAGACAGAUCUUCCUGGAGAUGGGCUUCACUGAGAUGCCCACCAACAACUUCAUUGAGAGCUCCUUCUGGAACUUUGACUCCCUGUUUCAGCCCCAGCAGCACCCAGCCAGGGACCAACACGACACCUUCUUCCUGUCUGACCCAGCUCAGGCCCAUGAGUUUCCCCAGGACUACCUGGAGAGAGUGAGGAAGGUCCAUUCAGAGGGAGGCUUUGGAUCACAGGGGUACAAGUAUGACUGGAAGAUUGAGGAGGCUCAGAAGAACAUCCUCCGUACUCACACCACAGCAGUCAGCGCUCGCAUGCUGUAUAAACUCGCUCAGCAGGAAAAUUUCACCCCUGUCAAGUACUUCUCCAUCGACAGAGUAUUCCGUAAUGAAACUCUGGAUGCCACCCACUUGGCAGAGUUUCACCAGAUUGAGGGAGUGGUGGCUGACUAUGGCCUUACCCUGGGUGACCUCAUGGGCAUCCUUCAUCAGUUUUUCAAUAAACUAGGAAUCACCAAAUUACGCUUUAAACCGGCCUACAAUCCAUACACCGAGCCGAGCAUGGAAGUGUUCAGCUAUCAUGAAGGGCUGAAAAAGUGGGUGGAGGUGGGGAACUCGGGGAUGUUCAGGCCAGAGAUGCUGCUGCCUAUGGGGCUCCCUGAGGGGGUGACGGUCAUCGCCUGGGGGCUGUCUCUGGAGAGGCCCACCAUGAUCAAGUAUGGCAUCAACAACAUCCGUGAGCUGGUGGGACACAAGGUCAACCUACAGAUGGUCUACGACAGCCCUGUGUGUCGACUGGACUCUUAGAUUCUGUUCAGGCUUCCACUUGGACAGGCUUACAUUACCAUACACAUCCCAUCCAAGGCCCGUGUCAUCAGGACCCCUUUGCUCAUUAGUAACCAUAUGAACAUUGAACAAUCCCACGAACCCUUAAUCUACCCUGGCCAGAGACUGCCAGAGAGACAGAUCUGUCUGUUUAAGAGGGUGGGAAAGAGGACUUACUUUUCUCCUAAUUUAUGAAACCGUUUUAACUCAUCAUUGGUCCUAAUCAGCAUCUAUGCUUGUGCUGAGGGGUAGGUAGUGCUAGUACUGUGUCCUCUGCUGAUGUGUGCACUACAUCAGAGCAUAAGGAACUUCACCAGUGAGUCUUUUUUAAUUUAAACGUUAGAAAACUGCACAGCGGCUACCUUUGAGCUCCUAUGAAAUGAAAUGCUUGUACAGUAAAGAUGCUAACUUGAAGCCCUUUAGCCUUCCAUACAAAACCAACCAACUCUGUGCUGUGUCCACUCAGUUCAUGAGACAAAUUAGAAAUAGUCAAAUAAAGAUGUUUGAAAGUAGCAUGAUUUACGUCGUCAGUCUAAUGUAAUCACCAUUGGUAAUGCUGAGCUUUUGUUAUUCUAUUCUGGCGGUGCCAGGUCCGGUUUUAAACCUGUCAGAAGAACAUUCUUGUUUUCCUCAAUCUUAUUGUGGCUGGUGCGUAACGUGGAUUGGCGUGUUGAAGGAUGUGUGCCAAGGUUUAACCCAGAGGAUUUAGGAGUUAUUUGUGUCAUUCCAGUGAAGGUGGAAUUACAAAUCACCUUCAUCGCCUCUAAGUCUCAUGUCAUCGUACACAGGGUAGAUUUUUAGCUCUGUGUGCGCACAGGAGAUAAUUGGGUUAACACAUUAGAGCACUUUGGUUGUAAGUGUAACCUAAAAUAAUUUGCUAUGGUACUAAAUAAAGAGUCAAGUCUAUUCCUGUUAGUUUGUUUUAGGCAACGGCACAUUGGAUGUUUUUUGCUGGUAACCUAGUUCAUCCCCAAUCCCUGCAAGAUUCUGAAUAAAUAUGCUGUUAUGAAGAGAUGUUCUACACUCUACUGUUAUGUAUUAGUUACGUCUUCCGUAGUCUAAAUCACAGAGACUGUACGUUGUAAUGCAAAUCAAUAUCCUUCUGAGGAGCAAUAUUGAAGUUGUACUUCAGCCAUGCGUAAUCACUUCACUGGAUUAGCUUCUCCUGAAUGAACUUGGCACAGCGACGCCGUGGUACAUGUCUGCCUGAGCAUCCUGUGCUGUCUUUAGACGCUUACAUGGAGCUGAAUUUCUGAAUUCGGGAGUCUUUAAAAAAAAACUUGCAUGCUAUUGAAGCUGACUUGAGGGCCCAUAAUAGAUGCUGUUGGAAGUUUGUGACAAAGAGAAUGAUGUUCCGAUGUUGCGUGCUCUGCCAAGACUGGGAAAUCCUGUGUCUGCUGCAAUAAUGGACAGACAGGAUUAAAGGUUGUUUACUUAAUCAAUU